GCCCUACCUUUUUUGACUGAUGAUGAGCGUGAGGAAGUCUUCACCCAACUCACUGAUAACACUAAGACACUGGCAACUGAAAAAAAGCUCAAGUGGACCAAUAAAUGCAGAGGCCAAUGAAGCAGAACCAGCUGAGGACUCUGGACCCCCAUCCAAGAAGAAAAGAGACUCUUGUGCAUUGGCAGAUCUCCUUGGGCAGACAUAUACUCCAGAAGCAGACUCCAUAAAAACAAGAGAUGAUGCAGUAGAUGAGGUGAUGAAGUACAAAGAGGUAAAACCAGUACCAUUCAGCACUAAUCCACUCAGCUGGUGGAAGGAACAUGAGGUGGAAUUCCCUCUUUUGUCAUGCCAAGCUAAGCGAUACCUCUGUAUUCCUGGUAGUAGUGUACCAGCUGAGAGAGUCUUCUCAACAUUGUCACAGCCCAGAGAAGUGCAUUGACGCCUGAGCAUGUAGACCAGCUGCUUUUUUUUAACAAAAACCUGCAUGUCCACUAGUUUGAUAACAAAUGCUUCAG
This is a messenger RNA of Rhinichthys klamathensis goyatoka, 515 nucleotides long. Its product is annotated as E3 SUMO-protein ligase ZBED1-like. Gene Ontology annotation, biological process: regulation of transcription by RNA polymerase II. The transcript has 2 exons. Gene Ontology annotation, molecular function: protein dimerization activity. The record is from RefSeq and is a predicted model, not a curated record. Gene Ontology annotation, cellular component: nucleus. Bases 20 to 439 code for a protein of 139 amino acids. NCBI's taxonomy places the organism in Eukaryota, Metazoa, Chordata, Actinopteri, Cypriniformes, Leuciscidae.